Messenger RNA from Durio zibethinus, 3133 nucleotides. RefSeq lists its product as uncharacterized. NCBI's taxonomy places the organism in Eukaryota, Viridiplantae, Streptophyta, Magnoliopsida, Malvales, Malvaceae. The record is from RefSeq and is a predicted model, not a curated record. Gene Ontology annotation, molecular function: protein binding.
CAAACUCACCACUACCCAAUCAAACCAAUCUUAAAUGCCAUCUCAGUGGGACUAAUAGCGCGUGUCCAAAAAAUCGCGUGGGGAAGUGAAUGCAUUUUUAGGGAAAAAAGGAAUUUCUCUAUUGCAUUAAAACAGUAUUGUUUUUCUUUCCUUUUCAUUUUGAUUUUCAAGUUUUCAUUACAUGAGUAAGAUCUUCUUCACUUUGCUAUCAGAAUCCAAAACCAAAAACAAAAAAAUAAAUAAAAUCAAAAUAAAACAAAAGCAUCUCCUUAGUAUCGGCUACCGUAAUCUCUCCAAGUAUUUUUUUUUUUUUGUUCCUUCCUCUUUAAGUUCUUGAAAGCUCACAUUUUGAACAAAGAACUGAAAGCUCUACCACAGAAAAAUUUAAGGAAAAGUCUUUUACUUUGUUGGCAGGAACUGAUUCUUCCAAGUGUUCAGGCUUUUCUAUCUGAUUUGCCAUGUGGUAAUGUAUCUACUUGGUGCCUUAUGAAUCUUAUGCCAAUAACAAUCUAAUCAUGGAUAAGGUAUCUACAGAUUGUCCCUACCCAGGGUGCUUUUUCUGUGUCAUGAAGGAAGGAAACCCUACUAAACGCAGAGCCAGUAUUCUAAAGUUCUUUAGAGAUCUUCCUUCACAAGAUGAUGAUGGUCAAGUUCUUCCUAUCAGUGGCCUUUGGAAUACUGCCAUGGCACAUCCUAAUGAUCCUGAAUUCAUUGAGUUGGGGAUUUUUGAAUGCAUGUCUGCACUAAUAUGGAAAGGUCUCAAGAAUCGGCGCUGGCUUUCUCAUGACCAAAAUAUAUAUAUUCCUUAUUAUGCAGCACAUAUUAUUGGAUCCUACACCAUGAAUGUGGAAGAGUUCGCGGAAAGCGCUGUGCAUGCUGGUGUAAUUCCUCCUUUAGUUGAGCUUUUGAGAGGUAGGUUGACUUGGGUUGAACAAAGAGUGGCAGUGCGAGCUCUAGGACACUUGGCUACAUAUACGAGUACUUUUCCUGCUGUAGCAAGUCAUGGAGAAAUUCUUGAAGUCUCUAUUCAGCUAGCAAUGAGUUCACUGGAAAUAGUUUACUCUCACUUUUACCAGUAUGUUGAUAGAAGGCUAAGUUAUCACUGUGACCUGCUUACUCGUGGUAUGGGUGGUGUUGAAAUGGAGUCAAGGAAGGCUGAAGAAUGGGCUAGUCAGCUGCAAUGUUGGUCCCUUCAACUCAUUAAUUGCUUUGCUUUCAAGCCUGAGUUUCUUCCCAACAUAUGCAAACCUGAAUUUCUUGCAAAACUACCAGGAAUGUGGGGUGGACUUGUUAAUGAAAACUCACCAGCUGGUAUUGGUUUGUUAAGAACCAUCUGUCAUCAUAAGCUUGGUAGGGGACCUGUUGCUAGCUGUCCUGGCAUUAUUGAAGCAUUAUGUAAUAUUGCUCGCUCAUCUGAUGAUUGGCAAUAUAUGGCUAUUGAUUGUCUUCUUUGGUUGCUUCAAGAUCCAAGCACAUCUCAUAAGGUGAUAGAUAAGGCAGUACCUGCCCUUGUAGACCUUGCAGAGAUUACAACUCUGGGUGAUCACAAAAAGCUUGGAGAUUCCAUUGUUAAUGUUCUUCAGGAAUGUACUCAAUCACAAGGGAUGGGACGCAGCUCUCUCAGUAACCGCUCAAAAGAACUGAUUGAAGAACUAUCGAGUUCCAGGCAGAGAUUGAAGUGGGAAAAGAAUAUGCCAAAGGAGGAUCUCCAUAUUAAACAGGCUGCUGCUUUAGUGGUCAAGCUUGAAGGAAACUCUCUUUUCUCAUCAGGAAAUAUAUCUGGAGCUGCAUCAAAGUAUUCAGAAGCAUUAUCAUUGUGUCCAAUGAGAUCCAAGAAAGAGAGAGUUGUUCUCUACAGUAAUCGAGCUCAGUGUCAUCUUCUAUUGCAGCAACCCUUGGCUGCCAUAAGUGAUGCUACACGUGCAUUAUGUAUUCACAACCCACUGAACCGUCAUGCCAAAAGCCUAUGGAGAAGAGCUCAGGCUUAUGACAUGCUUGGUUUAGCUAAAGAGAGCUUGCUAGAUGCCAUUCUCUUCAUAAAUGAAUGCUCUCAGUCAAAUGACCCUGAUCUCUCAUCGAGGCAAAAUAAGGUUCCUGACUAUGCUGAACGAUUAGUCAAGAAGCAAAUGCGUGCAGCUUGGUUAUUUAGAGAGGCAGCUAUCAAACAUGGGGGUGUGCACUGUGAGGGUGAUGCAGGUGAUAUGUAUGGCCAGGAUACUGAUGACUCUGAAUGGGAGACAGCGAGUGAAAGCGAUAUAGGAAAUGAUGGAAGGGAUGAAAUGGGUGAGGAGGAUGACGAUGAUAACGAAUGGAAGAAUGAAGAUGAUAGGAAAAAUAAAUAUGAAAAACCCUCAAUGAAAGAUAUAAAGCACGGGUUUAAUGUGCAGCUCACAGAAGAUGAACCGUAAGUGUUUGAAGGACAAACAGCAUAGAUAUUGACCAGUAGUGAACAAAAGCUACUAUGAUUUGGCAUUUGUUAUUUCAUGUUCCAGAGCUAUAGCCUAGUUGCAUUUAAAGUUGGUCUUAUGUCUGGCUCAGUGAAGAAGCAACUUGGAAGGGAAGCUUUUCUUUGGUCAUUGCUAGAGGUAAAACUUGUUUUACAAACAUUUCUUAUAUGUUUUAUGUUUUUCUGUUCUCCUGAUUUGUUCUUGUUAAUUUCAACUGUAGAAAUUGACAGAGAUUUUGAGUGUAGGGAACCAUUUUGUCUGGAGGGUGUGAAGCUUUGUGAGUGAUCUUAAGAUCUUUGUGUAUAUAAAACCCUAAAAGGUUUUUGACACUGAACUAUCAUAUUUGAAUGAUAAUUGUGAUAUCUUAUGAUGGUUCGAAUUUUUUCUUGUGCGAGGAAAUAUUGGAUGUUCAUGCUAGCUAAAAGGAUUAUAAAAAGGGUACACCACUUUUGUAUGACACGUCAGCACAGUUGCAACGGUCCAUGUAAGCCCCAAUGUUAGGAGAAAUUAUUAUAUAAUCUUUUUUUACCUGAAUUAAUCAGACACAACCAGACCAACAGUUAUGUUGUCUAUUAGUAAAAUGUUAAAAACUUUUAAUUUCAAUGAUCAUAGGCUCCAAUCUUCGAAACCUCAAAUAUAUAUAUAAAUCAGACAACGAUAAUGAAUAUUUGUUCAUUUGACAACUU